AUGGCCAGCUGCAUCAAUGAUAAUUGCGUCGCAGUCCGGCCUGCCGUCUACGUGAACCUCCGCAAAUGGCCGGAAUUCGAUACAGAGUUUGGGAGAUCAGGGAGCUACAAGGGCAGCUGGCUGGGUGUGCAUGGGCACCCUAGGGUUGUGGAUAGCAGAUCAUGCAGACAAAUGUACCUAAGGAGCUACAAGUUCUCAAGAAAAGAAAGUGUUCCUGAGAAGACCAAGAAGUGUAUAGGCAAAGUUAGAGAGAGAAUCAAGAAUAGAAGAUCAAGAAAGAGAUCAUCAUCAUCAUCAUCUUCUUCCUUCUCAAAAACUAGCAAAAGCAAGAACAGAAGCUCUGGUAAAAGAGAGUCUUUAAGGAGGGUGUCAUGUGCGGCUUUGAUGUCUAUGUUCAAGAGAUUGUUAUCUUGCACGACCAAGGUUGAUGUUGCUGAACAUAGAGAUCCAUAA
This is a messenger RNA of Hevea brasiliensis (rubber tree), 453 nucleotides long. RefSeq lists its product as uncharacterized. The transcript has a single exon. The record is from RefSeq and is a predicted model, not a curated record. NCBI's taxonomy places the organism in Eukaryota, Viridiplantae, Streptophyta, Magnoliopsida, Malpighiales, Euphorbiaceae. The coding region runs from base 1 to 453 and encodes 150 amino acids.